UCUGACAUUCCACCAAUCUGACAACUAGCCCCGUCUACUCAGCUACUCUCACUUCCAGUCUCCACUAUUGAAAGGGAAAGAAUUUCCUAGUCUAGUUGCAGGUUCUUACACUCGCGUGUUGUAAUUCUCUGUGAAAAUUUAUAAAAUCCAGAAAAGUUCUUUUUCCAGAUGUCGACCACUCACAGACACCGUUAUAAAAAUGUUGGAUUGGACUCGAGCGAAAUGCGCCGCCGAAGGGAGGAGGAGGGCAUCCAAAUCCGAAAACAGAAACGUGAACAACAAUUGAUCAAACGAAGGAAUGUCGAUGUGCCAGUCAAUAUGGAAAGUGACAAUAUCCAGGAGGAGGAGAUGCAAAUGCACCAGAAUGACAUCAUAAAGAAGGAAAUGAUCGAACAGCUCUACAGUGACGAUGAAAGUCUUCAGCUGCUAACAACUCAGAAAUUCAGGAAACUCUUGUCCAGAGAUCCUAAUCCACCGAUUCAAGAGGUCAUUCAGAAGGGAAUAGUUCCACGUUUUGUGACGUUUUUAAAAAACAAUUCAAAUGCAUCGCUGCAAUUUGAAGCUGCAUGGACAUUAACAAACAUAGCAUCGGGAACAUCUCAACAAACUAAAAUAGUUAUCGAUUCGGGAGCUGUUCCGAUAUUCAUUGAAUUACUUUCUAGUCCUCAUGACGAUGUUCAGGAACAGGCAGUAUGGGCGCUUGGUAAUAUUGCAGGUGAUUCGUCUUCGUGCCGGGAUCACUUGCUCAACUCUGGCAUACUUCCACCUCUACUGCAAGUUUUAAGUAAAGAAGAACGACUCACGAUGACAAGAAAUGCCGUUUGGACUUUAUCAAAUUUGUGUAGAGGAAAAAAUCCACCUGCUGAUUUUUCGAAAAUCGUCAAAGGCUUACCAACGCUAGCCCGUCUCCUCAAUCACAACGAUGCUGAUAUUCUCAGUGACACUUGUUGGGCUAUAAGUUACUUAUCGGAUGGACCAAAUGACAAAAUAAAAGCUGUCAUUGAUGCAGGUGUUUGUCGUCGUUUAGUUGAACUUCUUAUGCACCCCCAAAACAACGUAGUUACUGCAGCCUUGCGAGCUGUUGGUAAUAUUGUAACUGGCGAUGAUAUUCAAACGCAAGUGAUUUUAAAUUGCAACGCAUUACCCUGCAUAAGUGCAUUGUUAAGCUCUGAACUCGAAACCAUCAAAAAAGAAGCCUGCUGGACAAUUUCGAAUAUCGCUGCCGGCAAUCGUCAACAAAUUCAGGCUGUCAUUGAUACGAAUAUAUUUCCAAUUUUAAUGAGUAUUCUCCAAACAUCAGAUUUUAAAACAAAAAAAGAAGCAGCAUGGGCCAUAACAAAUGCUACAAGCAGUGGUACAGCUGAACAAAUUAGAUAUUUGGUUCACGUGGGUUGCAUUCCACCAAUGUGUGAUUUCCUAACUGUAGUGGACUCCGAUAUUGUGCAAGUAGCAUUAAACGCUUUAGAGAACAUAUUAAAGGCCGGACAAAAGAUCACAACCAAACCUAAUCCUUACGCAAUGAUGAUCGAAGAGUGUGGAGGACUUGAUAAGAUUGAAUACCUUCAGGCACAUGAAAAUCGGGACAUCUAUCACAAAUCGUUCUACAUCAUUGAGCAAUACUUCGGCAAUGAAGAGGAGGAUUCUCGCGUUGCACCUUCAGCGGAAAACAAUCAAUACAACUUUAAUCCCGAUCAGGCAGCUCCUCAUGGCGGUUUCAAUUUCUAACCCAACUAACUAUAAACACUUUUGGGAAUUUACAGUUAUUUGUCAUGCACACGUAUUAAAAAAAAAAGAAGAAAAAUCAACAACAAAAUCAUCUGAAAGAUUUUUAAACAAAAGAACAAAAACUAAAACUAAACAGCUCAUUUGAGAACGAACGCAUAAAUAAUCCUAAAAUGACAAAAAGUGCUACCGAAACUAUAAACAAAACAAAAGAAAAACCGAGUUUCGCAUAUUGACACUUUGUUGUUAUUUUUUAAAAUGUAUUUUCCGUUGAGUUUAAAUUUUUGCUAACAAAUUUUCAUAACUUCCUGUUUGCUUUUUUAAGAACUUGAUUUCGUGUUACAAUAUUUUUUAUUAUUAAUUUUUUCAAUUCUUUUUUUUUUUUGUUAUGUAUAAUGUACAUAUUAUAAAACAUUUAAAACUAUGUAUAUUUUAUUUUUAUUGAAUUUUGAGAUUUGUAUUUAUUAUUUUCCUUUGUUUUUUUUUUUAUUUUUUCUUUUUAAUUCUUUAUUAUUUGAAAAAGGCUAUAUUGAUUAAUUAAAUAUAUAUAUAUAUGUAUACAUUUAUAACAACAGCCAUAUUUGCUCAUUAACUAUUAUUUUGUUUUUCAUUUUAAGGGUUUUUAACUAAAAUGUUUGUAUUUUUGGUUGGAAAGUAGAUUGAAAAAUGAAUAUUUGAUGAGUGAAGUUAUUUAAAAUGAACACGGCUUAAAAAAAAAGAAACUUAAUACAACCGAAUAAUAAAAAGAAAAUAAGGUAUGUAAUUCCUCAAAAUAAAAAGAAAA
Molecule: messenger RNA, 2506 nt
Organism: Eupeodes corollae
Lineage: Eukaryota; Metazoa; Arthropoda; Insecta; Diptera; Syrphidae
Gene: Kap-alpha1
Product: importin subunit alpha-7
Exons: 8
Coding region: 169-1725 (518 amino acids)
Biological process (GO): NLS-bearing protein import into nucleus
Cellular component (GO): nucleus; nucleoplasm; cytoplasm
Molecular function (GO): protein binding; nuclear import signal receptor activity
Source: RefSeq, a predicted model, not a curated record